Messenger RNA from Lasiodiplodia theobromae, 1536 nucleotides. Its product is annotated as Carboxylesterase. Bases 1 to 1536 code for a protein of 511 amino acids. The transcript has a single exon. The record is from RefSeq and is a predicted model, not a curated record. NCBI's taxonomy places the organism in Eukaryota, Fungi, Ascomycota, Dothideomycetes, Botryosphaeriales, Botryosphaeriaceae.
AUGAGGCUCACAGCGGUAACCGCAUGUACUCUCGCUGCACUCCUGAACACGGUGCAUGCCGCACCCACGCGCCCAGACUCGCAUGAGCUCCUUGUCGAAACGUCAUCCGGAAAGAUCAACGGCUUCACUGAUCCAUCUUUCCCCGAUGUUCGCCAAUUUCUGGGCAUCCCUUUCGCCAAACCAGCAACCAAAGAGCUCCGUUUCGCGCCGCCGCAGCGUUUUAUGAGCCAUGACAUGUUCAAUGCGUCCAAGACUCCACAUGCCUGUCCACAGUUCCAGACUACCGCGCCAACCAUCUGGUCUGUCUCAACGCCACAGUUUCUAAACUCUGCUCCUUGGAGCGAGGACUGCCUUUCACUGUCCGUCUGGGCCCCCAAAAUGAACUCGACCCAAGAAAAACUACCAGUGUUCAUCUGGAUCCACGGCGGCGGCCUCCAGAGCGGCUCCUCCUCCGUCCCAUACCAGCAGCCUCCGCCAUGGAUCCAGCGCUCGAAGAGCCACAUCGUCGUAGCGCUGCAAUACCGGCUGAACAUCUUCGGCUUCCCCAACGCGGCGGGCCUGAACCAGACCAACCUCGGCCUGAUGGACCAGCGCAUGGGUAUCGAAUGGGUGCGCGACAACAUCGCGUCCUUCGGCGGCGACCGCGACAACAUGAUCCUGUGGGGCCAAUCCUCAGGCGCGGCCUCAACCGACGCGCAGAACUUCGCCUUCCCGCAGGACCCCAUCGUCAAGGGCUUCAUCCAGGACAGCGGCAGCGCGCUGAUCCCCGUCGGCCAGGCGCUGGUGACUGAGGACCCGACCCACUCCAACUUCACCUUCGUCGCCGAGCACGUCGGCUGCAAGUCUUCUUCUCCUUCUGAUCAGCUCUCCUGCAUGCGCGCCCUCCCCGCCCAGACCAUCGUCGACUUCAUGGCCAACUACACCAACGCUGGAACGGCGCCCCCGCUCAACUUCAUCGGCACACCCGACGACCGUUGGGUCUUCGCCGACUACGCGGCGCGCUACGCCCGCGGCCAGCUGUCGCGCGCGCCCGCCGUCUACGGCUCCAACGCCGCCGAGGGCAACCUCGCCGCUCCUUUCCCUCGCGAUCCACAGCAUGAAGGACCAGACGCGGCCGUCGCGCUCGCCGCGACCCUGAGCGGCUUCCAGUGCCCGGACGCGCACUCGGCCGGAAACCGCACUGCGGCAAGGAAUGCGGACUUGAAGACGUACCGGUACCUCUACGCCGGCAACUUCAGCGACGUCAGCCCGCUGUUUUGGGAGGGCGCGUACCACGCGGCGGAGCUGCCGCAGGUCUUCGGGACGAGGGGUAUGUUCGGUAGAGGUGAGGCGAGCGAGUACGAGGUUAAGACGAGCGAGGCGAUGCAGGAUUUGUGGUUGGGGUUUGCGCGGAACGUCGCGAGGCCCGAGGCGGCGGGGUGGGUGGAGGCGAGGACGGGGGGCAUGCUGAUGUUGGGUGCGUCGGGCGGCGGGCCGGCGGUGAAGGUGGUUAAUCAGACGGUUGUUGAUGAGCCGUGUAAGCAGCAUGGGUUGUGA